Molecule: messenger RNA, 405 nt
Organism: Bombyx mandarina (wild silkworm)
Lineage: Eukaryota; Metazoa; Arthropoda; Insecta; Lepidoptera; Bombycidae
Source: RefSeq, a predicted model, not a curated record
AUGUUAAAAUUAUUUAUUUUGCUUUUCGCCUUGCUCGCUCCGGCACGACCUUAUUUGCUACCCAAAAGGCGUUCGCAGCCUCAAACGACCACCGCUCAAGUAUAUUUCCCUCCGGAGUUGAGACGUAAAGGGCAAAAGGCAUUAAUAGAUUUGAAAAUUCCCAACAAGCUGUUCUGUGCGGAGAUGCAACUGCAACCCUCGAGGCAGUACAUGGUGCUGCCCUGGUGGUACAAUUACUGUCAACAGUUCGAAGAGAUGAAGGAGAAAAAGUACAUGAACAGCGUUUACUAUUUACCAACGUACAGGAAUAUUUUGAAUCGUGUUAAAGUUUAUAAGAAUUUGAAACGUUUGAGCGAUCAGAAAAUGAGAGAUUUGCAGCGUUUCGAAAUGAAAAAUUUAUUAUAG